Durusdinium trenchii is the source of this 1711-nucleotide messenger RNA. The record is from the annotation of a GenBank genome assembly. NCBI's taxonomy places the organism in Eukaryota, Dinophyceae, Suessiales, Symbiodiniaceae.
UGAACACACCCUCGACAAACAAUUUUGAAACAACUCAUAUUAAAUAUGACUCAUAUGACUCACAUAUGUAUAAUACACAUAUCGAAGUAGUGACGCCAGGUUUUGACUGACUGUAGCUCGGUUCAAAUUUCGAGCUCUGAUGGCUUCCCGCCGUUGGCGGAAGCCGGAGGAAGAUGUGGCUGUCGGGCGGGGGCGAGGGAGCGCGGGUGGGCAGAAUGGACUGCUGGGUCUUGCUGCGGCCUAUAGCCAGGGAACGAGAGCUGCAUUUAUGGAGCGCUAUAUGGCUGAUUUGAAGCGUUUGGCAGAUCGAAACGACCUCCCAGAAGGAGCCAGGUGGUUUGAUUCCCACUGCCAUUUGGAGAGCAUCCUACAGCGCAGCUGGCGCGGCGGUGGCAAGCCGCAGGUCACAGAGAAUGAACCGCAAGUGAACUUGGAAGAGAUGGUCUCCCUUUGGCCCAAAGGACUUGAUGGCUGUGUCUCCAAUUUUGCCUUCCGGCGAGAAAGUAAGCCUGGAGUCCCCGCAGAAUGGAUCUGGAUCGACCGGCACUUGCAUUUCUUUGAACCCGACAGCCCCAUUGCGGGCAAGCUUUGGUUUACAAUUGGUCUUCAUCCACAUGAUGCUGGAAAUUGGGAUGCUUCUGCAGAGCAAACCGUGCGACGUUUAGCUGCACAUCCCAAAUGCGUAGGCAUUGGAGAGUGUGGACUCGACUUCUUCAAGCAUGAUCGGAGUGAGGCCGAGCUGCAGCUUCGUACCUUCCGAGCCCAAGCCAUGCUGGCGGUGGAGCUCGGCAAGGCCUUGGUGAUUCAUGCACGACUUACCACCCAACAGAACGAGGAGAUGUUCUUGCAGGAGCUGAAGCGGAUUGUUCCUCAAACGCAUCCAAUUCACAUUCACUGCUUCAGCGACUCCCUAGCAUACGCGGAGGAGUUGAUGGCGCAUUGGCAAAACCUGCGAAUUGGUUUCACCGGUGCUAUCACGUUUCGUGAUUCUGAACGUGGAAAGGGUGGAAAGAGCAAGGGGAAAGCGAAAGUGAAGAAGGGAGAGGAACAUUGCAGGGAGCUUGUGCAAGGUUUGCCUUUGCAGCGGCUUCUCAUUGAAACAGAUGGGCCGUAUAUGUGCCCAGAGCCUUUUCGGGGCCAGACUGCACACCCCGGCCACGUUCAUCGCGUUGCUGAACGGAUUGCCGAGUGGAAGAAUGCAACUUGUUUGCACGAAUGGCCUUCCAAAGCAGAGAUGUGGAGAUCAAUCAAACACACUUUUGGUGGACUGACGUGACCAGAGUGCCUGUUCGACUUUGGUGCAGGUGGAACUUGGCGAAGUCAUGGAGGCUACAUGGUUGAGUACUGUGACGGUCUAUGGUUUGAAAUCGUCCAAAGACCCUAAAGGCUCCUAAGUCACCACCGCACCACACAACGUCGCCUGGAACCACAAGCUCCAGCACAAGCUCAGCACAAGCUCAGCUCGAUGGGACCGUUUCAGUGGAAGAACAUCUGGAUUCUGGAUUCACCAGUGAGCCUUUGCUGAUAAGAAGCAGGAGAGCAUGAUGAGGUUUCUGUGACUUGCAACAGUUGCAGCCGUUGCAGCGCUUGCCGCGCUUCCUCUUGCUUCCUGGAAUGUGCAAAAUAGACAGCUUAUGGUAGCUUCGAGGUGAGAAAUUGUGGACUAGAACUUGCUGUUUGGCAACCCGUGUGCAGUGUACAGGAUGUGUGG